Molecule: messenger RNA, 551 nt
Organism: Vitis vinifera (wine grape)
Lineage: Eukaryota; Viridiplantae; Streptophyta; Magnoliopsida; Vitales; Vitaceae
Exons: 1
Coding region: 41-355 (104 amino acids)
Source: RefSeq, a predicted model, not a curated record
ACAAAAUAACAAGUUUCAAAGAGAGAAUACCAAAAUCCCAAUGGAAGGUCUCAUACCAUUUCUCUUCAACGCCAUCAAGAGCAAGAAGGCUCACAGUGGCUACAGGUGCCUCUCCGAAGGCUCCAGCCGCGGCUACCGCCUGUUGGCCGGGCCGGACUCCUCCCAUGGCUCGUCUCAUCGACGAACCAGGUCGGAGUUCCAGGCUCCCAAGUAUGAUUUCACCGAUCGGCAGCCGAGUCUAGGGUUUGUACGGUCGCUCAGCGUUAAUAAGGAUUCUCUGUUCGCUCAUACCGCAGCAGAAGGCUCAAGGCAGAUCGGUGGUUUCAGUAAUAAUUUCUCCAAGAAGAUAAAUUGAAAUGUGUGUCGGAGUUUACGAUUGUUUGAUUUGUGAUGACGUCUUCAGCUGAAGUUCAUUCUGUAGAUGUUGUAAUUGUAUACAAGCGUGGAGGGUUCGAUUUCAAGACUGAUUUGUCUUUCUAGUUUUUAAUUCUGCAAAUUGUGUAGUUCAUAUAUAUAAAUCCAAUUCAAAAUUGUUCAAUUUCAAUUUUCAA